This is a messenger RNA of Dibothriocephalus latus, 628 nucleotides long. Lineage: Eukaryota; Metazoa; Platyhelminthes; Cestoda; Diphyllobothriidea; Diphyllobothriidae. The record is from the annotation of a GenBank genome assembly.
UCUGGCAAGUCUGGAAGGAGAACCACAAAAAGAGUAUGCCACUCUCGACGAGGAACAGUUCCGACAAGAAGUCUUCCUCGGCAAUCUCGAGUUUAUCUUUCGACAUAAUAAAAUGUUCUACAGUGGUCUGGAAACGUAUAAAGUUCGAGUGAAUGCCUUCAGUGACCUCACACCGCGUGAAUUUGCCGCUACAUAUCUCUGUCUGCAGAGCACGCCUGAAAGCAAGCCGAGCAGUCGGGUGGCCACGUUCAUCCCCGUUGCUGGGAGACUGCCGGACAGCGUUGAUUGGCGUGAGAGGGGCGCGGUCACGCCAGUGAAAGAUCAAGGGCGAUGUGGAUCCUGUUGGGCCUUCUCUGCAACCGGUGCCAUUGAGGGUGCAGUUCAGAUAAAGACCCAGAAAUUACUCAGCCUCUCAGAACAACAACUUGUCGACUGCAGUUGGGAGCAGGGUAAUCACGGUUGCAACGGUGGUCGUGUGAAUCAGGCUUUUGCCUACGUACGAGACUAUGGAAUCGAAUCCGAAGAGAAAUAUAACUACACGGCAAAGGUAAGUCUCGCGUUAUUAGUAACGCGACUUUAUAAGUUAUUUAUGAUGUGGAUGUUUAUGGCUGAACAUGGACUCCACUAA